Epithele typhae is the source of this 939-nucleotide messenger RNA. RefSeq lists its product as uncharacterized. NCBI's taxonomy places the organism in Eukaryota, Fungi, Basidiomycota, Agaricomycetes, Polyporales, Epitheliaceae. The record is from RefSeq and is a predicted model, not a curated record. The coding region runs from base 1 to 939 and encodes 312 amino acids. The transcript is spliced from 11 exons.
AUGUCUUUCUCAGGAGACAUCUCUUCAAUUAUUGCUCAGAUCCUCACCGGUCAGGCCCACCUUUACAGCCAAGUGGCUGUCGCGGUAUUAGUGGUCUAUGAAUAUGCAACAACUCUUUCUAUGGAGGUCCAGCUCUACUGGGAAUUCAAACACCCCACCAGCGCGAUGGCGCUGUUCCUCGCCAAUCGGUACCUGUCUCUGGGAUAUUUUGUAUUCCUGGGAGUCGUGACGUUCUGCAACCCACAGACUGAGCAGUACACCUUCGUUCUGGCUCUAUACAUCGUCUGGGCUUGCUUCUCUGGACUGCGGGUCCUCGCAGUCAGUCGGAGCAGAGUAAAAGCUGCUCUGACGUGCUUGGUUGCCGCGAUCCCAGUUGUAGUCAAUGCGUAUGAUAUCUCAUUCCUGGCGGGUGCUUUCGUCCCUGGCGUGGGAUGGGAAUCCACAUUAAACGAAUCCGAGACUGCAAUCCAAAGAGGCGCUCUCAUCGCGGCGGACUCCGCGGUCGUCUGCGCCACCUGGUACACGCUCUGGCACUCUCGGAAGAACGCCGCGGCUCUCAACACCAACGUGCCCACGCUCUCCCACAUUCUCCUGCGCGACGGCACGGUCUACUUCAUCUCGCUCGCACUCCUGAACGCGCUCCAUCUCAUCUUCACCCUGAUCCCGCUCACCCAGACCGGUGGAACGAGUCUCAUCGUGGUGUUCUCGGACCCUCUCACGGCCAUCCUCGUAUCUCGGUUUCUACUCAACCUCCAAGCCGCGAACCGGGGGUUGUCCGGGAUCGGGUCGACCGUGCAGGGCUCUCAGUUGGGCUCAGUGGUCUUCGAGCGCGUGGUCGAAUGCAUGGGAGGGCUUGUCGAGUUCGCAGGCGAAGAGGAACUCGAUGACGACAACCAACAAGCGGAGAGCCCUGAGGCGGAGGCGGAGGCGGAGGCGUAG